Messenger RNA from Frankliniella occidentalis (western flower thrips), 2735 nucleotides. RefSeq names its product coiled-coil domain-containing protein 22 homolog. The record is from RefSeq and is a predicted model, not a curated record. Gene Ontology annotation, molecular function: cullin family protein binding. Lineage: Eukaryota; Metazoa; Arthropoda; Insecta; Thysanoptera; Thripidae. Gene Ontology annotation, biological process: positive regulation of ubiquitin-dependent protein catabolic process. The transcript is spliced from 11 exons. The coding region runs from base 120 to 1973 and encodes 617 amino acids.
UACCUUGCUGCUACCGUGCCAGUGUCGUGCGCAUAAUGCGAGGCCUCUUUUUGGGAAAGCUAUAAUGAAACAUAAAGUUCGAAGCCGAUAAGAAACACAGACAUCAUUCGGCAUCAGCCAUGGAUGAAGUCGACAGAAUAAUCAUUCGUUCUCUAAGGGAAAUUGGCUGUGACAUUGAAGAAGGAGUUGAGUGUUUGAAGCAAUUUUCAACCGAACUUGUGGUUGAAGCUGCAGCAAGAUGUAUCGAGGCCAUCCAGCCAGGAUCUGGGAUCCCAACAUCUCUACCACCAUCAAUGUCAAUGCGAUUCAGAAUUGGUGCUGCUAUUGCUCAAGCAUGCACAGAUAUGGGGUACGGAGGAGAGGUUGGAUACCAAACCUUUCUAUACUCAAACGAAGCUGAUCUCCGUAGGGUAUUAAUGUUUCUUAUAGAAAGGUUGCCUAAAGAUGGACAGACAGAUAAAGUAGUUCAGGAGCCUACCAGUAGAUCAGCCAAAAUAAGGAAGGAUAUUAGUUUGACCAUCACAAAGCAGCUAUCAGCACCAUGGGUUCCAAAGUUUUGCCGUGUUGAUGGUAUCAGAUGGCAUGAAGAUGGAUCUUUCACCAAAGAAGGGGGCAGUUGCUCCCCAUUUGUGUCUGAACCUUUACAAACUGGAAGUACUAGCCAUGGGUGCACACCCCAAGAAUGGAGAGAAUAUUGUGUGAAAUAUCUUCCCUUUGUGUCGGAACAAGUAUCGGCUGCAAAUCGUCUCAUUCCCUCCCUCAUAACUUUGAACUCAAGAGGAAUUCUUGCACCAAGCCAGCAGCAUCCACCUCCAAAGGCGGAAGAACUUCGGAAAGCAAGAAGUGCACUGUUGAAGGCAGAAUCACAUAAAUUAGCUUCUCAGAGCUUUGAGGCUCAAAGUUCAUAUGAGUCAAGUGUGAAAUUGAGCUCUAGAUUUGCCCUGAAUGAAAGACUUCAGUUCAUACAAGAAAAAAGUCCAGAGAAGAAAAAAAUGGUAAUUCAGGAAAACACACAAACUGAGUCUGCCUCUGAAACUGCAGAAGAAAGACAAAAGAGACAUGAGGAAGAGGAAGAACUUGCAGUGGAGAAAAUGAAAUGUGAAAAUGAUGAACUGAAGGAUAGAAUAGAGCAGCUUCAGCUAGAUAUGAAGACACUGUCCGCCAAAUUACCUCAGGUGCUGGAAGAAAGUGAUAUUGCAGAACGCACAUUAAUGGAUGCAGAGGCAAAACAAGCAGUUCGUCGGAAAGUUUUAGAUCUCCUCCCUGAUCCAGAAGCAAAUAUUGCCAAACUUCAGGCAAUGAUUGAAGCAAGCACACAAAAAUUGGUCAAGCUGGCCACUCAAUGGGAGGAGCACCGAGCACCACUGCUGCAGCAGUAUAGACUUGCACGUCAGCUUAACUCAAGCAAAGCUUCCGAGAGCGCUCGUACAGCAGAAGCGCUCAGAGUAACAAGAGAAAAAGUGUCUGAAUUGACAGAGGAAGUAAGAAACAAAGAACAACUGCACACACUUUUGCAAGCAGAAUAUGCAAAAGUAAGCAAGGACAACAGUAGGUCUGCGUACACAAGAAGAAUAAUGGAAAUCAUUGGUAAUAUCACAAAACAAAAAGAUGAGAUUGAUAAGAUUUUGAAGGACACCAAGGAACUGCAUAAGGAAAUAAACUCAUUAGCUGGUCGGUUAGAUCGAUCCUUUACUGUUGCUGAUGAAGUUAUUUUUCGAGAUGCUAAAAGGGAUGAUGUUUCAAGGCGAGCAUACAAAUUACUAGCAACUUUACAUUCCGAGUGUAGCGAACUUGUGAAAAUGGUGGAGGAAACUGGUGCUAAUGUGAGAGAAUCAAGAGAUCUGGAAGACCAGAUUGAAACUGAAAGUGCUAAAAAGGUUAGUGAUAACUUGGAGAGAAUAUCGGCAGAUCUUCGGCAAAUGAAGCAAGAAACUGCUAGUCUUGCUGCUCAACUGAAGACAAAAGCUCAGUAAUAAAGGUGCAGUGCUCAAAAAAGUAGAGUAAAGAUCAUUUUCAUGUAUUGUGAAAUUACCUGUCCUCACGGAGCACAUUCGUUGUAAUAGACUUUAUAAAAACAUAACAGGAUUUAAAGAAAAAAGUUAUUCAUAUCUGUAAACAUUAUACAAAUGUUAUUGUACUUUAAAGCCAUGAACUAAUCCUGUGCCUUAUUUUUAACACAGUGCUCAGAACUGGACAAUAUUUCAUACAUCUUUUUUAUGAAGUCAUUAGAAAAGAUAGUAAUCAGUUCUCCUUGCCAUGAUUAUGUUAUUACCUCCAGUGUGAUUAGUUGUAUAUUUUUUAGUAACAUCUGUUAACUUUGUAAGUUAAAUCUUAUUUUCUUGUGUAGAAAGCUAAGUUCAAGUCUCAAAUGAUCUGACUGACAAAAAGCCUCAUGGCUGACUCAUGUGAUAUUACUUCGGAACAUGUAAACUUCACUACCCUUUUCGUGUGCUGACCACUUUUCUCUACGCCUUUAUCAUGCUGGUCCAAUUGGAAUAGGUCCAAUUAAAUAUUUUCUGGGGAGAUACUAAUCAUUUCUCCCCUUUUAGUGCAUCUGUAUCUACCUAGCAAUAUGAUUCCAGGGUAUAUGGAUGUUUUUAAGCAGUAAGUAUAGAAAAGGAUAGUGUCAAACUGGAAAGCCUAUUAAAUGUGUGUUACACUUUACUAUUAUAGACUGUUUAUAUGCAUUUAGAAAUCAAAAUAAAACUAUUCAUAGAUUCAUAUAUUGUGAUGAA